GAAAGAGAGAGAGAAGGAGAGAUGAGAAGCGCUGCUGCAGAACACACCUCAUCUCCUCUUUAGCUGGAGGGAUAGAGGGAGAAAGGGAUUCAGUCAGUGCCAAUUUUCUCCUCUGCUCCAGAGACGGAGAGGGAGAGCCAGGGAAGUGAUAUUUCAGAAAUCUUAUCUGAUAAACAAACAACAGACAGAGACAGAGAGAGAGGCAGAGGAGAAGAGGUACCUUGGCGUAUGAAGCAUCCAAAAAGACAAGACAGAGAACAAAUGGAGAAAGAAGAAGCGACAGAGAGAGACGUAGUCAAUGCUUCUGUUGCGUGACCCAAGGAAUGAGUCGUCCACCUGCAGCCAGCACUUGAGACGGACGUUCGGACAGCGAACACCAUCACCACCCUACAGCCGUUGCCACUGCAAACGUUGAGCAGAAGACUUGUAUAGAUAGUACAUUUCCACAUUUCCAUUUCUCAUAUUUCUCUUAAACCAAUACCUCUUAAUGUUAUGCUGAGUGGUGAAACCAAACCAUCUGCUCUACAGUUACAGUUUGCUCACACAUCUCCAGUCCAAAUGAUUCAUCCCUCAUCUCCAUAACAAAGUCUUCCUCACCUUGUCUGAAUCACCUCCUGAGAGGAUUAUGAGGCCAGCUUUAGCUCUCCUACAGUCACAUUGUCUCUUGUACGUGUUUAGCGGGAUGUGUGUGCCCAUUGUUGUGGGCUCCCUGCCACCUGCACUGCCAUGGUAUGUUCCCUGCCCAGUGAGGUGUGUGUGUCAGAUCAAGCCAUGGUUCUCCCCGGAUUCUGUCUAUCACGAAGCACCCACGGUGGACUGUAACAAUCUGUUGCUGACGAAGCUCCCCUUGCCCAUACCACUGAACACGCACACUCUUCGCCUGCAGAGUAACUUGCUGUCAGUGCUGGACACUGCAGUGCUACAUGGGCUCCCCAACCUCACCGACUUGGACCUUUCACAGAAUCGGUUCAGUCGUGUCAGGAUAAUAACUCAGAGUUCCUCCCUGCCUUCUCUGCUGUCCAUACACCUUGAGGAAAACCAUCUCAGUCAUCUGCCAGAAGCCUCUUUUUCAUCAUUGCCAGCUUUACAAGAACUCUUUCUCAGCCACAACAACCUCCAUUCAAUUGCACCCGGAGCCUUCAAUGGCCUCGACUCCCUUCGUCGUCUUCACAUCAAUAACAACAGACUCACAACAAUUGACCCUCGGUGGUUCAGAGCAUUGCCUCAGCUGGAAGUUCUCAUGCUUGGGGGCAACCCUGUGGAGGCUCUGCCUGAGAGGGGAUUUGUGGCCCUAACGUCCCUACGAAGCCUUGUACUUGGCGGUAUGGGUCUGAGAAGUUUGGCUGAAAAAGCACUGGAAGGGCUCGAAGAACUCGAAAGUCUUUCCUUCUACGACAACCAUCUUACCAAGGUUCCUCGACAAGCCCUGAAAAGAGUGCCAGGACUCAAGUUCCUUGAUCUCAAUAAGAACCGCAUCAAACUGAUUGAGACGGGAGACUUUAAAAACAUGUUGAACCUAAAAGAGCUCGGCCUGAACAACAUGGAGGAGCUUGUGUCUAUAGAUAAAGCCUCUCUGGACAACCUGCCAGAGCUCACCAAGCUUGAGAUCACCAACAACCCACGUUUAUCCUACGUUCAUCCUCAGGCUUUUGUCAGGCUGAGCAGACUGGAGAGUCUGAUGCUAAACUCUAAUUCUCUAAGUGCUCUGCACCAGAACAUCAUGCUCUCCCUGCCAAGUCUGCAGGAGGUCAGCCUUCACUCCAACCCACUGCGAUGUGACUGCCUGUUCCACUGGGCCGCCAGGGACACCUCUCACCCUCGCAUUGAAAGGGAUACACAAAUGAAGGCCCAGGUGGCCCGGGUGGUGCGCUUCAUCCAACCUGAGGCGACCUUAUGCUCUGCACCUCCUGAAUUGAGAGCACGUAGAGUGAGAGAGGUCUCUUCAGGAGAGAUGUCUGCAUCCUGCCUCCCAACUAUUCCCGCCAGUUCCCUUCCCUCCUAUGUCGGAGUUCAAGAAGGGGGGAAACUGGUUUUGCACUGCCGAGCACUUGCAGAGCCAUAUCCUGAACUGUACUGGGUGACGCCCUCUGGCCUGAGACUUGGGCCUUCUGCAAACAGUACAUCAAAAGGUUUUCCAGCUUCUGCCCUCUGUAGAAACACAACUUCAGAUGGCUUUAACAACACAUCUGCCCUCAGUUUCCAGCACCCACGAGCCCACAAUGAUACUGUUUGCCAGUUCUUCAAACACUACCAGCUACAGCCUGAGGGAACCCUAGAGAUCAGCAGGAUCUCCCCGAGAGAGGCAGGACUGUAUACCUGUGUGGCUGAGAAUGCAUUAGGAGCAGAUACGCGCAGUGUUACAGUAGGAGUGCACAACAGGGGGAAAAAUAGAAAGAGGGGGCUGAUGACUAAACCGAAGAAAUUUCAAUCCAUGAGAGUAGAAGCCAGGUUGGAGUUGAACGAGGUUGGAGAGCACUAUGCUAUCUUGUCCUGGCAGAGCAGACAAAACCUGCCCUCCACUCGCUUAUCCUGGCAGGCCAUGCAGUCCAGCUCCCACACACCAACGUAUACCACGCGCAUACUUGCUGGCACACAGAGCUUCAACCUAACUCACCUGCAGGCAGAGACAUUUUACAGAGUGUGUCUACAUUUAGGAAUCAGUGAGGACGGCAAGAGAGACAACCUUGGGUCGGAGGGGAGCAAAAAACCUUGUUGUGUGUCGUUCAGGACCAAGGAUGUGCCAGAGCCUCAGUCUGGUCUGCAGCUCAACCCAGAGCUGACCUCCAUAGCGGUCACACUACUGCUUCUUGCUUAUAUCCUGCUGCUAGCAGUGCAGGGCUGGGAUACUGAACCUGGCGAGGAAGUGAGGAAGCAUCACAACGCCCUCUGUGUGGAUAUCAAGGGUCCAAAGACUGUUAUUAUCGCUCAGAAGACAAAAGAGAACAAUGAAGAUCCAACAGAUCUGAAAGAGAAGCUGGCAUCGUAUUAUAUCAUUUGAGAUAAUUACACACAUUCCAAGGCAGACAAGAUAAACUGGCACACAUCCAUAACAUGGGACAUGAAAUAUACUCUAGCACUCACGCAAAUGAAGGAUUUAGAGAUUAUGGUGCAACGAGAGAUUUGUAUUUAUUUUAUAUAAGCAUAAAGUAUAUAUUGACUUUGUUUCUGUGUUGAGAUGUGUUGUAAAGAUUGCUUAUCUCCCCUUUGGCGGGGGAAAUAAAACUGGACAAUCAUACUCCUGCUUAACACAGGGGAAACAACAGAGCCUGAGCUGCCUAUGAUCACUGGACUGAAACUAAAGAGAGCUUCAUACAUUUCAGGAAUGGAUAUUUACAGAAGAGAGCAGCUCAGACCUCCGGGGUUUUGUCCUGUUUAUAGUCAACAUGUUUCCAGACUCGAGCAUACUCUCUCCAAGCUGAUAAAAUUCUGCAUUACAACGGGCGCUGAAAGGACUUUCUGCUGGUUUGGACAGUUUAAGUCAAAGUGAUUGAUGUACACGGCGCUUUAGCUUUGCUCUUGGACUGACACGUCCAUCUUGCAGUACCAAUAUGGUGAGCUCAUCCCUGAUAAAACAUCCCUCUCUGUUUUAAAAUAAAAGUGAUUUAAAAGUGA
Molecule: messenger RNA, 3612 nt
Organism: Poecilia reticulata (guppy)
Lineage: Eukaryota; Metazoa; Chordata; Actinopteri; Cyprinodontiformes; Poeciliidae
Product: leucine-rich repeat neuronal protein 2-like
Cellular component (GO): extracellular matrix
Molecular function (GO): protein binding
Source: RefSeq, a predicted model, not a curated record